AUUCCAAAGCCGCUUACCACGAGUCGCGACUUCACUAAGCGAGAUAAAUCAAAAGCAUGUCUUUUCUGAUUCCCAACCCUCGCCUCAUCCUCCCUGCUCGUCGCCUCGCUCUUCCCUCAUCACGGUCGACGAGCCCGCGUCAACUCCUCCAUGGUGCGGACACCGCCUCAGCCACCCUCUCCUCUCCUCCCAGCAAUACCGUCGCCUCCGGGGUACCGUCCUCGGAGAUCCUCUCUAUCCGAGACUCUCUUCUCUCUCGACGGAGAACAGCAUCAGACAUCGCCGGCGAGUAUCUGGACCGCCUCCAUAAGGUGGAGCCGCAAAUCCGGAGCUUUCUUCAUGUCUCGGAGUCUGCAAUGAAAGAAGCCGAAGAGGUGGACCGAAUGGUCGCCGCUGGAAGGGAGCUGCCGCCACUGGCCGGUGUUCUUGUUGGUGUGAAAGACAACAUCUGCACAGUCGACAUGCCUUCGACAGGCGGAUCGAAAAUUCUGAAGGGUUAUAGGCCAGCGUUUGAUGCCACUGCGGUGAGGAGGCUUAGGGAGGCUGGAGCGAUUGUUGUGGGGAAAACGAACCUGGACGAGUUUGGAAUGGGGAGCAGUACCGAGGGUUCUGGAUUUCAGGUCACUGCAAAUCCCUGGGAUCUAUCACGGGUUCCUGGAGGUUCAUCAGGGGGUUCAGCUGCUGCUGUUUCAGCUAGGCAAUGUGUGGUGUCUUUGGGAAGUGACACUGGGGGUAGUGUAAGGCAGCCAGCAUCUUUCUGUGGUGUUGUUGGAAUGAAACCAACAUAUGGUCGAGUUUCUCGGUUUGGGCUCAUGGCAUAUGCCUCAUCACUCGACGUAAUUGGGUGCUUUGGUUCUUCUAUUGCUGAUGUUGCAAUUCUUCUUAAUGUGAUUUCAGGUCAUGACAGAUUAGAUUCUACAAGUAGCAAGCGGGAUGUGCCAGACUUUGCAAAUGAGUUGGUCUCAUUAAAUAAUCUAGAUUCAAAACCUUUAAAGGGGUUAAAAGUUGGGCUGAUUCGGGAAACUAUUGGUGAAGGAGUUGAUGCAGGAGUCGUUUCAGCAGUGCAGGCUGCUGCUUCACAUUUGGAGCAUUUAGGAUGUGUUCUAAAUGAGAUAUCACUGCCUUCAUUUUCUCUGGGUCUACCUGCUUACUAUAUAUUGGCUUCAUCAGAGGCUUCUUCUAAUUUAUCACGCUACGAUGGUUUAAGGUAUGGAAACCAGGUUGGGAAUGGAGAACUAAGUUCUAUUUAUGGUCAUUCGAGAGCCAAUGGUUUUGGUGACGAGGUCAAAAUGAGAAUCUUAAUGGGAACAUAUGCACUUUCAGCGGGGUACUAUGAUGCUUACUAUAAACGAGCACAGCAGGUAAGAACAUUGAUUCAAAAGUGUUUCAGGGAUGCAAUGAAUGACAAUGACAUACUCAUUUCACCUGCAGCUCCAUCAGCUGCUUAUAAGAUAGGUGAAAAGACCAACAAUCCUCUUGCAAUGUAUGCUGGCGACAUCAUGACUGUUAAUGUCAACUUGGCUGGGCUCCCAGCCCUCGUUGUUCCCUGCGGAUUUGUUGACGGUGGACCAGCUGGUCUUCCUGUUGGACUUCAGAUAAUUGCUGCAGCCUUUUGUGAGGAUACAUUGUUGAGGGUUGGCCAUAUAUUUGAGCAAACGCUUCAGAACUGCAGAUUUGUUCCACCACUGUAUGGAGCAAAUUAGAGCUCUUGAAAAUUAAUGGUGCUGAUCCUUUGGGAUUGGGAAGGGAUUCCUUUGAAUGCUAAUCUUGUUGAGAAUUGAAUUUUUUUUCUUCCAUUUUUAGAUAUUAUUUGUACUUACAGUGUAUACUAAUCUCUGUACUAGCAUGUAUAUUUUGGUAAAAGCCACAAUGGCUUUCAUUAGGAGUAAUUUAUCAAUAUUAAAUAUUGAUGUUAUCUGUGUU
Molecule: messenger RNA, 1923 nt
Organism: Dendrobium catenatum
Lineage: Eukaryota; Viridiplantae; Streptophyta; Magnoliopsida; Asparagales; Orchidaceae
Product: glutamyl-tRNA(Gln) amidotransferase subunit A, chloroplastic/mitochondrial
Exons: 10
Coding region: 57-1703 (548 amino acids)
Biological process (GO): translation
Cellular component (GO): glutamyl-tRNA(Gln) amidotransferase complex
Molecular function (GO): glutaminyl-tRNA synthase (glutamine-hydrolyzing) activity
Source: RefSeq, a predicted model, not a curated record